Galendromus occidentalis (western predatory mite) is the source of this 748-nucleotide messenger RNA. RefSeq names its product astacin-like metalloprotease toxin 5. Bases 11 to 748 code for a protein of 245 amino acids. Gene Ontology annotation, molecular function: metalloendopeptidase activity; zinc ion binding. Gene Ontology annotation, biological process: proteolysis. The transcript is spliced from 4 exons. The record is from RefSeq and is a predicted model, not a curated record. NCBI's taxonomy places the organism in Eukaryota, Metazoa, Arthropoda, Arachnida, Mesostigmata, Phytoseiidae.
CUUUGCUCUUAUGUGGAUGCUCUUCAGCGUGGGUGGAGCAUCGGGGUUCUUCAGCGAAAUCGAGAAAAGUAUCGUCGAAGCUUUCAAAGAAUAUUUCCCCAUGGAAAACAAAAACCUGAUCGAAGGAGAUAUCAUUCCCGAUGCUCGAGAGUCGCUUUCAUACAACGCGAUGACUUCCGAAUCAAAACGCUGGUACAAAGGCUUGGUUCCUUACGUUAUCGACUCGAGUCUCCGCCCGAUGGAGCCUCUGAUACAGGAAGCGAUGAAGAACAUUCAGACUCGAACUGCAUGUAUUCGUUUCAAGCCGAGGAGCGGCGAGAGAGACUUCAUUCUCAUCAAGAAAGGCAAAGGCUGCAACAGCUACGUCGGUCGUCAAGGCGGACAGCAAGAAGUUUCCAUCGGGGAAGGCUGUGAAUCUUUUGGAGUGGUCGUUCACGAACUGACCCAUUCACUCGGCUUCCACCACGAACACAACCGCUCGGACAGGGACCAAUACAUAAAAAUCUACAUGGAAAACAUUGAUCCUCAAUACGGCAGCCAAUUCCGGAAAAAAUCACCCAACGAAAAUCGGUUGAUCAACGCAUUCAGCUACGACUCUAUCAUGCUGUACGGUUCGAAGUCGUUUUCGAAAAGCAAGAGAAAGCCUUCCAUGACCAAGCUCAAUGGGGAAACCUUGACCGAAGUUCAUCAUAAGAAAGGAUUAAGCAAAAGUGACGUCGAGCGGAUUAGGAAACUGUAUUCGUGCUAG